CUCAAGCUGUGUUGAAAUAAUGUCAACUAGUCACGGAAAUUAAUUAGUGAUAACAACACUGGAGUGUCUGGACAUAGUUGAACAAAACAGCGCCACCUGUGGUGGUUUGUAAAACUUCACACAAACUGCCGGAAUCGCAGAUGGCUUUUACUUUGAAACAAAGCACGUACAGGAAGUGGAGGACAAAACCAGCUCCAAUCCGCGGAAAUCAUCAACAGGACAAUUUCUUCCUAUACUAGCUAGCUAAACAUCUGUCAACUGCUAUUUCUGCCUCAUUUUGUUUGGUUGUCAACCCGCCAAACUGGCGAUGUCGGAGUCCUACGAUUUCUUGUUUAAAUUCCUGGUGAUUGGAAAUGCUGGAACAGGCAAAUCCUGCCUGCUGCACCAGUUCAUAGAGAAGAGAUUUAAGGACGAAUCCAACCACACAAUCGGAGUGGAGUUUGGGUCUAAGAUAAUCAGUGUGGUCAACAAAAGUGUCAAACUGCAGAUCUGGGAUACUGCAGGACAGGAACGGUUUAGGUCUGUGACCAGGAGUUACUACAGGGGAGCAGCAGGAGCGCUGCUGGUUUAUGACAUCACCAGUCGAGAAACAUAUAAUGCUUUGACCACAUGGCUGAGUGAUGCCAGGAUGCUGGCCAGUCAAAACAUCGUCAUCAUCCUCUGUGGGAACAAGAAGGACCUGGAUGCUGACAGGGAGGUCACGUUCCUGGAGGCGUCCCGCUUCGCGCAGGAGAAUGAGCUGAUGUUCCUGGAGACCAGCGCCCUGACAGGAGAGAAUGUUGAGGAAGCCUUUGUCCAGUGUGCUCGGAAAAUCCUGAACAAGAUAGAGUCAGGAGAGCUGGAUCCAGAGAGGAUGGGUUCAGGCAUCCAGUACGGAGACGCUGCGUUGCGGCAGCUUCGUUCCCCUCGCCGUGCUCAGCCACAGGGCACCCAGGAGUGCGGCUGCUAGUGGACGCCCCAUAACACAAUCAGUCAAUGUUUGUGAAGACCAGAAGAAGAACAGCCAUGGAGGACCUAAUGGUGUUGGGUUCAGGUUGCUAUGCUGGUGACCCCUCCCUGACCUUUGCACGGACCCUUCAGAGCCUUUGUUGUCUUUUCUGCAUGUGCAGAGAGUUGAGAAGACCUCCCAGCCCCGCCACCUCCUCAGAAGACUUAGAUCUCCAAGGUAACAACAGACCACCUACCCCACUUCUAGUCUGCUGUGCUACUGGACCAAACUCCCCAGGCCCCUCAGCCCGGAUGUGUAAACACCAAUCUUUCAUUUUUACUUUUCUCCCUCUCAUCUGUUCACGCUCAUCAUCACUCCUCUUACUGACUCUUCCAGCUACAUUACUCACAGGAAUACUCUCUAUUUGCUUUAUUGAUUUUUUUUUUUUUGGGUCGAUACAUAACAGAUUCAUAACACCUGCCAGGAUAAGAAAGAUUUCUGCGUUUCCCAGCUUGAUACUGAGCAAAUGAAUCCGUUAUCCACCCUUUACUAAGACAAAAUAGUUUAACUUUAACCCCUCCUUAAUGGAGUUCUACUACACUUUCCCGCACCAGCUUUUUCUCUCUCGACUCUUCCUUUCUGUUAAUGGGGCGCCGCUAACAGUCUACUGACGAGUUGUAGUCCUCCUCCCACGUUAACUUUGUUUUCGUACAGCCACUAAAUGACGCCUUGUUGGCCAUCUUGCCUCCCCUCCAUCCCCACGUUGAGUUGACUUCGUCCCCUCUUUCUCUUCUCCUCCUGCCCCCCCUCUGCUGCAUCUUCUACACUGUAUAGUGUUUCUGUAUAUACGAGUGACGCAUGUUUUCUGAAGCAGAAUAUCAGAGGAUUUCAUUAUGAAGAGAUAAUUUGUGUGAAUUCUAAUAAAUAUCAUACUAAGCAUUGUUUUCAUGCUCCACUGUAUAAUUGUGAUGUUCAUUUCCAGUCCACCGGCAGCCUGCUUAGACAGGCAGAACUUCUUGGUUUGCCAGUGAGACAAAAUCAAUGUGGAUUUUCUGAAAGCAGCAGAGGGAAACACUGUCUGCAGACACUGCGUUUUCUUAUGGUUGCAAUCACUGGUGUGUCAGCUAAAAGCCAUCUGGCAUACUGGGCUGUCUCUGUUGACUUAAGUGUUAGUGUGACACACACCUAUAUCCAAAGGGUUCAUUUCCUGACGUAUGAUUCACCUGUGACUGUUGCCUGUUUACAUGAGUGUCUGCCAGCUAUGAGGUGAUACUAACCAACCACAUUUCAAGUUUCACUCUUGGCAUGAAACUUACCUGAUGUGCUUUUUUUUAUUUAUUUACAGCUCCCAUUUUAUUAUCAUUAUAUCUUUGCAGAGUUUGGUUUACGUUUCAUUAUGUUUUUCAUUUUUAACCGUUGUCUUUAACCAUUGACCUUGUCCUCAUUUCAACACUACUUUUAAAUUAUGCACAACUAAAGUAAAAGAAAUAUUUCAAUUAAAAAAAAAGUAUAUAUCCAAUAGCAGCUUAAGCCGCUCCACUUCAUGCUGUCGUCUUGUGUUAAUGUGUCAGUUUUUCUCUUGUCAUGAUGACCAUUAUAGAUUUUAAUUUAUUGAGUAUGAUGAAAGCUGUAUGUUUUUGAAAUAAAAAAUACAAAUCAAGCA
This is a messenger RNA of Menidia menidia (Atlantic silverside), 2591 nucleotides long. NCBI's taxonomy places the organism in Eukaryota, Metazoa, Chordata, Actinopteri, Atheriniformes, Atherinopsidae. The record is from the annotation of a GenBank genome assembly.